AUGUCAUUGAAACCCGGACGUACAAUUUUAUCUUCUACCAUUUCCAAGACGUAUGUGGAAGAAAUCAAGAAUAAAGUAGAAGCCUUGAAAGGUAUACGACCUGAUGGACCACUUUUGGUUGGGUUUCUUGCCAAUGAUGAUCCAGCAGCCGAAAUGUACGCCAAUUGGACGGCCAAGACUUGUGAAUCGAUGGGAUUCCGGUACGAACUUAGAACCGUUCCAGAGAAGGAUUUCCUAGAAGAAGCGAUCAUCGAAGCGAACAGAGAUGACGCUGUAGACGGUAUAAUGGUCUAUUUUCCAGUCUUUGGUAAUGCCCAAGACCAGUAUUUGCAACAAGUCGUUUCCAGAGAAAAAGACGUCGAGGGUCUUAACCACGUUUACUACCAGAACAUGUAUCACAACGUAAGAUAUUUGGAUGACAAACAACAGCAGAAAUCGAUUUUGCCCUGUACACCACUGGCCGUGGUCAAAAUCCUCGAGUACCUCAAAGUUUACAAUAAUUUACUUCCAGAAGGAAAUAGACUCUACGGCAAGAAAUGUGUCGUUGUCAAUCGGUCGGAAAUUGUCGGAAGACCCUUGGCGGCACUUCUGGCCAAUGACGGCGCCAUUGUUUACUCCGUCGAUGUGAAUAACGUACAAAAGUUCACGCGAGGUGAAGGCCUCAAAUUCAAAAAACACCAUGUCGAAGAUUUAGGAGCCUACUCGAAUGAAUUACUACAACAAUGUUCUGCAGACGCGGACGUGAUCAUCACCGGUGUGCCUAGUGAAACCUACCGUUUUCCCACGGAGUUUAUUAAAGAAGGUGCCGUUUGCAUAAAUUUUUCGUCUAGUAAGAACUUCGACGACGAAGUCAAGACUAAAGCGUCGCUUUACGUUCCGAGCACUGGUAAGGUCACCAUUUCAAUGCUGUUGAGGAACAUGCUACGUUUAAUCGACAACAGGCAAAAGUGA
Messenger RNA from Lachancea mirantina, 951 nucleotides. The record is from the annotation of a GenBank genome assembly. Lineage: Eukaryota; Fungi; Ascomycota; Saccharomycetes; Saccharomycetales; Saccharomycetaceae.